Microtus oregoni (creeping vole) is the source of this 769-nucleotide messenger RNA. RefSeq names its product family with sequence similarity 162 member A (gene Fam162a). The record is from RefSeq and is a predicted model, not a curated record. The transcript is spliced from 5 exons. Gene Ontology annotation, cellular component: mitochondrion. Gene Ontology annotation, biological process: positive regulation of release of cytochrome c from mitochondria; neuron apoptotic process; cellular response to hypoxia. NCBI's taxonomy places the organism in Eukaryota, Metazoa, Chordata, Mammalia, Rodentia, Cricetidae. Bases 153 to 620 code for a protein of 155 amino acids.
CUCCACCCUUCGCGCACGUCCCUCACGCCCGCCGCGUCACGCUCGCCCCGCCCACCCCGCCAGUGCCCUCCCCACGCGGGCCCUCGGUGACAUUGAGCGCCAGCGCUGCCGCCACCGCCGAGGGGUGCUGUGCGUCGGCGGAGCAGGCGGCCAUGGGGAGCCUCCGCGGCCUGCGCCUGGCGGCUGGACAUUGCUUUAGGUUAUAUGAAAGAAAUGCUUCUUCGUCUCUAAGGUCUACCAGAAACACUGACUUGAAGAGGAUCAAUGGAUUUUGCACCAAGCCACAAGAAAGUUCCAAAGCUCCAACCCAAUCUUACAGACACAGAGUGCCCCUGCACAAACCCACGGACUUCGAGAGGAAGAUACUGUUGUGGUCAGGACGCUUCAAGAAGGAGGAAGAAAUCCCGGAGACAAUCUCGUUUGAGAUGCUUGAUGCUGCAAAGAACAGGCUCCGGGUGAAGGUCAGCUAUUUAAUGAUUGCCCUGACAGUGGCAGGAUGCAUCUAUAUGGUUAUUGAGGGUAAGAAGGCGGCGAAAAGACAUGAGUCUUUAACAAGCUUGAACCUGGAAAGGAAAGCCCGCCUGAGAGAGGAGGAAGCUAUGAAGGCCAAAACAGAGUAGAAGGAUUUGUGCUGGAUUUGGAAAACCUGGGAAUGAGGUUGUAGUAACAAGCGUGCACUGGAAAGAAUGUGGUACGACACACGCUUUGCACAAAUUUAUUCCACUUCCCCACUUCUGCUGUAGAGGAACAAAUACAUUUUCUUAAAGAA